AAGCCUUAAUGUGUUGUGCAAGCUUUAUUGGACUGUCCAACAAUAGAGAGAGUGCAAAAUGAGAGCAAGAGCAUUAAGAAAGCUGUCGGAGAACACUGCAAGUGCAUGAGAACAGUUCUCCGCGCUCUGCCUCUAGCUCUGGGAAAAGUAUAAAUACGCUGACGAUCUGCCUCGCUCUUAUUCAGUCUUCGUUGAUCAUUCAAAUUGUUAAGUCGUGCGAGUUAAAAAAAUGGUGUUAGGAAGUGAUGGUGUUUCGUCUAAGGGCGAUGACAAAUAUUGUUUUGCUAUUGAUCGUGGCGGCACCUUCACCGAUGUGAUCUGCAUCUGUCCAGGCGGUCGGGUGCGUACUAUGAAGUUGCUUUCCGAGGAUCCAGAGCGUUACAGCGAUGCUCCUCGUGAGGGCAUUCGACGUAUACUUAAAGAGGAAACUGGCGCAGACCUAGCCCCCUCUGGUUUGGUGGAUACCUCCAAGAUUGGUUGGGUGCGCAUGGGCACAACUGUGGCCACCAAUGCACUGCUCGAACGCAAGGGCGACCCUGUUGUGCUGGUGGUCAACAGUGGCUUCCGCGAUCUGCUCUACAUUGGCAACCAGGCUCGACCCAAGAUAUUCGACUUGAACAUUCGUAAACCGGCUAAUCUAUAUCAGACUGUCGUCGAAGUCGACUGCCGCAUUGUGCCCGAGCAAAAGGAGCGCUGUCAACUGACUCAACAAUGGAAGGUGCUACAGGGCGUAGCAGGCAGCAAGUACCUGGAAGUGCAGCCCGUGGAUGAAUCCUCUGUUCGGAAAUCGCUUUCUGCCGCCCGCAAGCAAGGUAUCAAUGCUGUCUCCGUGGUGCUGACUCACAGCUAUGCCUGCCCCGAGCACGAGCUGCGCAUUGGGGCCAUUGCCAAGGAAUUGGGAUUCAGUCAUGUCACACUGUCCCACCAGGCGAUGCCCAUGUGCCGCGUGGUUGCUCGCGGCUAUACAGCCUGCGCUGAGGCCUAUCUGACGCCCCAUGUUGAUCGCUACUUGGCCAGUUUUAAAUCCGGUUUCGACAAUCAAUUGGCCGGCGUGGACGUGCUCUUCAUGCAAUCGGAUGGCGGUUUAACGAACAUGGACAAUUUCCGUGGAGCUCGUGCCAUACUCUCAGGACCUGCCGGCGGCGUGGUUGGCUAUGCACUAACGGGAUCGCGUGAAACCGAUUUACCCUUGAUUGGCUUUGACAUGGGUGGAACAUCAACGGAUGUAUCACGCUAUGCUGGAAAUUAUGAGCACGUUAUUGAAAGUACCACAGCAGGCGUGACAAUUCAGGCUCCGCAAUUGGACAUCAAUACAGUGGCAGCCGGUGGCGGAUCUCAGCUGUUCUUCCGCUCGGGCAUUUUUGUAGUGGGUCCCGAAUCGGCGGGUUCUCAUCCGGGUCCAGCUUGUUAUAAGAAGGGAGGUCCUCUAACUGUGACGGAUGCCAACCUCAUGCUAGGUCGUAUUCUGCCUCAGUACUUCCCCAAGAUCUUCGGACCCAGUGAAAAUGAACCACUGGACUAUGAGCUCACCAGGCGCAAGUUUACCGAACUGCAGUCGGACAUCAAUGCGCACCUCGCAGCCACGGGGGAUUCCAGAGUAUUGACCAUUGAACAAGUUGCUCUGGGUUUCAUUCGGGUGGCCAACGAGACCAUGUGUCGGCCUAUACGCGCACUGACGCAAUCUCGUGGCCUGGACACCGCUAACCAUGUGCUUUCCUGCUUCGGUGGUGCUGGUGGACAACAUGCCUGUUCCAUUGCUCGCAAUCUAGGCAUAGCCAAGGUGGUCGUCCACAAGUAUGCGGGCGUGCUCUCUGCCUACGGAAUGGCACUAGCUGACGUUGUCCAGGAGGUACAGGAACCCAGUGGCUUGGAGUUUAGUGCAGCCAAUGACCAGGUGCUCAAGGAGCGUCUCGAUGCUUUGUCCAAGCAAUGCCACGAUAAGCUAUCUGAGCAGGGCUUCCGACAAAUUGAGUUACAGCCAUUCCUGCAUCUGCGCUACGAGGCCACGGAUGGAGCUCUAAUGUGCGCACCAGCAGCUGCUCCAGAUGCCAAGGAUUCCUCUUCGGUCCUGCUGUCCUCUUAUGGCGACUUCCAAGCCACAUUCCUGGAGCGUUACCGCACCGAGUUUGGCUUUGUGCUGCAGAAUCGUCGCGUCAUUGUGGAUGAUAUACGCAUUCGAGGGUUGGGCAAAAAUGAAACGCCGCCAGAGCAACAAGUUCAAGCUGCUACCGAAGCGACGCCCACAGCGGAGGGCACCACUUUGGUGCAUUUCGAUGAGGGCGGCUUUAAUGCGCCCAUCUAUCUAACCCAGAAUCUGAAAGCUUCGCACAAAAUCAUCGGCCCAGCUGUACUCAUCGAUCAGUUAUCUACCAUAAUUGUUGAGCCCGAGUGCAACGUGGAGGUGACUAGCUAUGGUGACCUUAUUAUUGAUGUGAAAACUGGUGGCAAGCAUGGCAUUAACGAGGAACUGGAUCCUGUUCAUCUGAGCAUCUUUAGCCAUCGCUUCAUGAGCAUUGCCGAGCAGAUGGGCAGAGUGCUCCAGCGCACAUCCAUUUCGACAAACAUCAAGGAGCGUCUGGACUUCUCCUGCGCUCUGUUUGGCCCAGAUGGUGGAUUGGUCAGUAAUGCACCGCACAUUCCUGUGCAUCUGGGCUCCAUGCAGGCCACUGUGCAGUACCAAAUAGAAGUGCGAGGAGAUAGUCUCAAGAAUGGCGAUGUGCUGCUCGCCAAUCAUCCUCAAGCUGGAGGCUCACAUCUGCCGGACAUGACCGUCAUCACACCAGUGUUUUACGAAGGCCAGCCAAAGCCAGUGUUCUUUGUCGGCUCCCGUGGUCAUCAUGCUGACAUUGGCGGCAUCACCCCAGGUUCGAUGCCGCCUCAUUCCACAACCUUGGCACAGGAGGGUGCCGCCUUCAAGUCAUUCUUCAUUGUGGAGAAUGGACAGUUCCAGGAACAGCAGAUUGUGGAACGCCUCACAACGCCAACUAAUGCCAAGGGUGCUGUGGGCACACGUAAUCUCGGCGACAAUAUCUCCGAUCUGAAGGCACAGAUCGCUGCCAACCACAAGGGCAUUAAUCUGGUGUCCGAGCUGAUUGACAGCUACGGUUUGAGCGUUGUUCAAGCCUACAUGGCACAUAUUCAGAAGAAUGCCGAACUUGCAGUGCGCGACAUGCUGCGCCAGAUUGGCAAGGAUACUCUCGAGCGUACUGGCUCAACAGUGCUGACUGCUGAGGAGCACAUGGACGACGGUUCACCCAUUUGUCUACGCGUCACCAUUGAUCCCGAGAGCGGAUCGGCUGUAUGCGACUUCACAGGAUCGGGUCAAGAGGUGUGGGGCAAUUGCAAUGCUCCUCGUGCUAUCACCUUGUCGGCACUUAUUUACUGCCUGCGAUGCAUGGUGGGUCACGAUGUGCCACUUAAUCAAGGUUGUUUGGCACCCAUUGAGGUGAUCAUACCCAAGAACUCCAUAUUGGAUCCCUCGGAGGGAGCAGCUGUAGUCGGUGGUAAUGUGCAGACCUCGCAGCGCAUUGUGGACACUGUUCUCAAGGCAUUCCGUAUUUGUGCCGCCUCACAGGGCUGCAUGAACAACAUCACCAUUGGAGAUAAUGAGUGGGGCUACUACGAAACUGUUGCUGGAGGAGCUGGAGCUGGUCCUGACUGGCAUGGUGCUGGCGGAGUACACACACACAUGACUAACACCCGUAUUACCGAUCCGGAGAUUCUCGAGUUGCGCUAUCCCAUGAUCCUCAAGCGCUUCUGUCUUCGCACCGACAGCUCUGGCGGCCGAGGACGUUUCAAUGGUGGCGAGGGAGUUGAACGGGAUUUGCUCUUCCGGAAACCGGUUACAUUGUCAGUUCUUACUGAACGCAGAACUCUGCAGCCUUAUGGACUUGCAGGUGGUGAACCAGCAAAACCUGGACGUAAUCUCAUCGUUAAGCACGAUGGGCGAGUAAUUGCUCUGGCCGGAAAGAUCAGCAUCGAUGUGGAAGCAGGCGACACAUUUGCAAUGAAGACACCAGGUGGUGGUGGAUACGGACACACAGAUGAUUCCUCCAACGCUGAUCUUUCCCCGCCCAUCGGCCAACAACGAUUUGUGGAGCGGGGUACAGUUUAUAAUUACAGCCAAGCUCAAGAGUCUGUCUAAAGACAAUAUACAUUCUAGUGUUUUUAAAUGUUAA
This is a messenger RNA of Drosophila sulfurigaster albostrigata, 4178 nucleotides long. Its product is annotated as 5-oxoprolinase. Gene Ontology annotation, biological process: glutathione metabolic process. The coding region runs from base 230 to 4144 and encodes 1304 amino acids. Gene Ontology annotation, cellular component: cytosol. Lineage: Eukaryota; Metazoa; Arthropoda; Insecta; Diptera; Drosophilidae. Gene Ontology annotation, molecular function: 5-oxoprolinase (ATP-hydrolyzing) activity. The transcript has 8 exons. The record is from RefSeq and is a predicted model, not a curated record.